Alosa alosa (allis shad) is the source of this 3633-nucleotide messenger RNA. RefSeq names its product leucine rich repeat and fibronectin type III domain containing 4a (gene lrfn4a). Lineage: Eukaryota; Metazoa; Chordata; Actinopteri; Clupeiformes; Clupeidae. The record is from RefSeq and is a predicted model, not a curated record. Gene Ontology annotation, molecular function: protein binding.
AGACUGAGAGAGCCACACACACACACACUUCACACCCGCACCACAGUCGGGAUGACCGCAGGAAACAGCACCAGUAACCUCAGGUGUGUGGGUUCCUCCGGUUAACCAUGGUGAGGUCCAAACCUCUGCACCUUUCCGGAAAAUGCCGGCGCCCCAAAUCACGGACCCAGGCGGCAGCUAAGUCCCCACACGUCCACAGGCCAAGAUCUGGCCAGCCCUGGCCAGCCGCCCCGGCCCCCUCCCCUGGGUCCACUCCCUCCCCUGGGUCCACUCCCUCUCCUGGCCCGCGGUGUUGUGGCCGGUCCCUGGUGCCGACGGCGCUGUGGUUGGUUCUGGUCAGCGCGGCGCUGCCGGGGGGCGGCAUCGGUCCGGCGGGGGUGUCGGCCGGGGAGACGUGGGGGAUGGUGUCCAUCUGCCCCUUCCACUGCGUGUGCCGGAACCUGUCCGAGUCGCUGAGCACGCUCUGCGUCAACAAGGGUCUGCUGUUCGUGCCGCCGGACAUCGACCGCCGCACCGUGGAGCUGCGCCUCGCCGACAACUUCAUCCUGGAGGUGGGCGGCCCCGACUUCGCCAACAUGUCGGGCCUGGUGGACCUGACGCUGUCGCGCAACACCAUCCACGCUCGCGACACUGGCUCGCCCGACCUGGAGAACCCUUUCCUCCAUCUGGGCCUUAACGCUGGCAUCACGGCCGUGGGCGGCCAGGACCUCGCGGGCCUCCUCAACCUGCAGCACCUCUUCAUCAACAACAACCAGCUGACCGAGGUGGCGGCGGACGCCUUCGACGACUUCCUGGCCUCGCUGGAGGACCUGGACCUGUCGUACAACAACCUGCGCCGCGUCCCAUGGGAGGCCAUCCAGAGCAUGGCCAGCCUGACCUCGCUGAACCUCGACCACAACCUCAUUGACCAGAUCGCCGAGGGCUCCUUCAGCGAGCUCUACAAGCUGUCGCGCCUGGACAUGACGUCCAACCGGCUGCAGACGCUGCCGCCCGACGCUCUCUUCUCGCGUUCACAGAUCGGCGCGGUCAGCCCGACGCCGUACAACCCCGUCAUCAGCCUCAACUUCGGCGGGAACCCGCUGCACUGCAACUGUGAGCUGCUGUGGCUCCGUCGCCUGGUCCGACUGGACGACAUGGAGACGUGCGCCACCCCGGCGCACCUGGCCGGACGCUACUUCUGGUCCAUCCCCGAGGAAGAGUUUGUGUGCGAGCCUCCGCUCAUCACGCGUAGCACAGGACGCGUCUGGGUCCUGGAGGGCCAGCGAGCCACGCUCAAGUGCCGCGCCAUCGGCGACCCCGAGCCGCUGGUCCACUGGGUGUCGCCGGACGACCGCAUCGUGGCCAACAGCAGCCGUGUGCGCUCCUACUACAACGGGACGCUGGAUGUGCUGGUGACCCGGGCGCGGGAUGACGGAGCGUACACCUGCAUCGCCAUCAACGCGGCCGGCGAGGCCACCGCGCUCGUGGACCUCAAGAUCGUGCCGCUGCCUCACCGCGGAAACGGCACCGUGUCCCUGGUCAACCCGCGCGACGAGCCGGGCCCCUCCGACAUCACUUCCUCCGGGAGGAGCGGCGGAGUCGUGGUGGUGGUGCAGAACGCCAGCGUGGAGGACGCCGAGGCCCACGGGGGCCGGCAGGGGAGGGGCGCGUCCGAGCGCCUGGGGGUUCUGGGGGUGACCGCCAACACGGCCCAGGUGAGCUGGGUGAUGGGCCGCGCCUCGGCGCCCUACCUGGUGUGGAUGUACCAGAUCCAGUACAACAGCAGCGCCGACGACGCCCUGGUCUACAGGAUCUUGCCACCCAACAGUCAGAGUUUCAUGUUGAAGAACCUGGUGCCUGGGGCUGACUACAGCCUGUGUGUGUUGGCUAUUUUUGACGACGGCGUCUCUUCGCUGGCCACCACCAAGGUCGUGGGAUGCACGCAGUUCAGCACCAAGGACGACUUCCCAGAGUGCCGUUCUCUGCAGGCGCACUUCCUGGGUGGCACGCUGACGGUGCUGGUGGGCGGGGUCAUCGUUGUGACGCUGCUGGUGUUCACCGUGGCCAUGAUGGUGCGGCAUCGUGUCUGCGGCGACUGCCAUGACGACUGCGUGCACAGCAACGAGUUCCUCACGGCCAAGGGCGUGGACAUGUUCGCGCAGACCAAUGGCAACGGAGGGUCAGUGAUGAUGGUGGCACUGCCCAAUGGGCUGCUGGGACAGCAGUCCAAAGCUCCGCCCCUGCCUUCCAAGGGGCGGAGCAAACACAACCCCCCCAGGACUCUUCCUCGGGCCAAACGCAGCACUGACGACAAGGGGGGGGACAAAAAGGGGGGGCUCGACGACAAGGGGGGCCAAGAAGGAGGGGUCGAGGCGCCGGCCAAGGACACGCGCCAGCCUCCCCUCAGCCCCGGGAGCGACAGGGUGCCUCUGUACUACUCUCCUGCCCGGCACAGGCAGCGCCAGGGCUACGGCCAGCAGCAGCACAAGGCCGUUAAGAGGCCCGACAAACUCACGCUGCAGGGCACCACGGAGCGGAGUGGGCAGGACCAGCAGCCGGACCGGGACCGGGAGAGGGAUCGAGAGGGGGAGGGCGAGGUCGGGGUGUCGGACUGGUGCUCUCCGGUAGUGGACCCUCACCAGAUGGUGCGUGCCAAACGCAGCUGCUCGUUCGACGUGGGCGAGAUCACCACGACGACCUGCUACAGCUACGCCAAGCGGCUGAGCGUGAUCUGGACGCGGCGCUCGCAGUCGCUGCACGGCAUGCUGGUCCACUGUGCGUCGUCGGCCAGCAGCACGUCCAGCACGACCAGCGAGCACUACGGGCGCGCGCUCACGCACGGCUUCCUCCGUGCCUACGGCUCCAACAACUCCAACUCGUCCAACUCCAACUGCAGCGUCAACGCCAACGCUGGCGACCUCGAGGAGAGCAGGCUAUAGGGGUGAAGGGGGCACGUCGUCAGACUGGACCAAUACGACCGGAGACCGUUAAACUGGAUUAAAACCGCUGGCAUGGUUAUACUGGACCAAUACUGAUAGUCACAAUGAACUGGACAAAUGCUGUUGGACAUGACUUAACUGGACUAGAACUGUUGGGCAAAAUUGGACUGCUGGACUAAGACAGUGAAAUUGGAUUAACAAUUUCGGGGACACGGUUAAACUGGACUGAUACUGCAGGGCACAAGAACUGUAGAGGAAGAAAGUGCAUGAGAUGGACUAGGACUCCAUGAGAGGAGAGAUGGACUAGGACUCUAUUAAGGAGAGAUGGUGCAUGUGUUGGACUAGGACCUAUGAGAGGAGAGAUGGACUAGGACUCUAUUAAGGGAGAGUUGGACUAGGACUCUAUUAAGGGAGAGUUGGACUAGGACUCUAUUAAGGGAGAGUUGGACUAGGACUCUAUUAAGGGUGAGAUGGACUAGGACUCUAUGAGGGGACAGAUGGACUAGGACUAAGGGAGAGAUGGACUAGGACUCUAUUAAGGGAGAGUUGGACUAGGACUCUAUGAGAUGGACUAGGACUCUAUGAGGGGACAGAUGGACUAGGACUAUUAAGGGAGAGAUGGACUAGGACUCUAUUAAGGGAGAGAUGGACUAGGACUCUAUUAAGGGAGAGAUGGACUAGGACUCUAUGAAGGGACAGUUGGACUAGGACUAUU